This is a messenger RNA of Tetranychus urticae (two-spotted spider mite), 2327 nucleotides long. The record is from RefSeq and is a predicted model, not a curated record. Lineage: Eukaryota; Metazoa; Arthropoda; Arachnida; Trombidiformes; Tetranychidae.
ACUUCAUCUAGGGUCAAUUAAAACAGACAUUGUUCGUGAUCAUCAUCCUUUAUACAUGAAAGUUGUGGCCAAAAUUUUUACAAUGACUUGUAUUUCCAUGACUCUGAAUAAUAACUUUUUGCUAAUUUACUGAAUUAAAAUUUAAAUUCAUUUUAUUUAUCAUAACAAUGUAUCGAUAUCGAAACAAACUUAUCGAUGGUAAUCACAUGUGAUAAAUACAAAUGUCAUUGCUUGUUGAAAAAUAUAAACAUUAACUUUUCGUUUGUUAUUUUUAUUUGUGAGUGAAUAUUUUUUAAUUAUCAUGGAUUACGAUAUUAUUAGAGAGGAUAUCAAAAGAAGACGGCGGGAAGCUGAGCUAGAAGAGAAUGGCAAAUCAUCUUCGGAGGAAGAAGAAAUGGAUACCUACAUUCCAGUUAAAGUAAGACGUAAAAAUCUCUAUGAAAAAUAUAGUAAAAGUCAUCAAACCAGUGAAAGCCAUAAAUACAGAUCUGAUUCCAAUGAUCAAGAAUCAAGUCAAGAUGUCGAGAGUGACGAUCAAAUCAAAGCACGAGAUAAUGUCUCUUUGUGGGAUCAACAUGCAGAAUUAAAGAAACUGGCUGAACAAAAGAAAGAUAAUGCAACUUUGGAAAAGCAGCUUGAAGAAGAGAGAAAGAUUCAAGAAGCUGUUAUAGAUAAAAGGCCUUUGAUGAGCGUUGGUGAAUUAGCAAAAGGCAUCAUAUAUACGGAUCCAAUCAAGACUGGCUGGAAGCCUCCCAGAUAUAUCAAGGAAAUGUCUAAAGCUAAAAGAGACAGAAUAUUGCAAAGGUAUCACAUUUUGGUUGAAGGAGAAGACAUUUGUCCUCCUAUCAAAACAUUCAGAGAAAUGAAAUUUCCUCGGUGUAUUUUGAGUGCACUUAAAAAGAAGGGAAUUAAAAAACCAUCACCAAUUCAAAUACAAGGAUUACCAAGUGUUCUUGCAGGUAGAGAUAUGAUUGGAAUUGCAUCGACUGGAUCAGGAAAAACUCUUGUAUUUGUCCUGCCCCUCAUCAUGUUUGCUUUAGAACAAGAAUAUCGGUUACCUUUCAUCAAAAAUGAAGGUCCUUAUGGAUUGGUUGUCUGUCCAUCUCGUGAAUUGGCCAAGCAAACCUGUGACAUUAUCAAAUAUUAUUGUGAAGCUUUAGAAGCUGAUGGUUACCCAAGAUUAAGAUCAUGUCUAUGUAUUGGAGGAGUAUCUAUAAGAGAUCAAGCUGACAUGCUUCGUCAUGGUGUUCACAUUGUUGUUGCAACUCCAGGUCGUUUUAUUGCAAUGUUGAACGAGAAAAAAGUCAAUUUGGAAGUUUGUAGAUAUCUGUGUCUUGAUGAAGCCGACAGAAUGAUUGAUUCUGGGUUUGAAGAAGACGUGAGAACCAUUUUCUCGUUCUUUAAAGGACAACGACAAACACUUCUUUUCUCCGCUACUAUGCCAAAAAGGAUUCAAAAUUUUGCCCGGAGUGCGCUUGUUAAACCUGUUACCAUCAAUGUCGGAAGAGCUGGUGCCGCUAAUCCUUUAGUAACUCAAGAUGUAGAAUAUGUAAAAGAAGAAGCCAAACUGGCUCAUAUCUUGUCAACAUUACAGAAAACACCUCCACCUGUAUUGAUCUUCGCUUCCAAAAAGUAUGAUGUAGAUGCAAUUCACGAAUUAUUAUUUGUUAAAGGAGUACAAGCAGUAGCUAUACAUGGUGAUAAAAGCCAAGAAGAAAGAAUCCAAGCUGUUGAAAGUUUUAGGAAUCAGAAAGCAGAUGUUCUCGUAGCAACUGAUGUCUCAUCUAAAGGUAUAGAUUUCGCAAAUAUCCAGCAUGUUAUCAAUUAUGAUAUGCCUGACAAUAUAGAAGAUUAUGUUCAUCGAAUCGGUCGUACCGGUCGUGGUGGGAAAAAAGGGUUUGCCUCUACAUUUGUCAACAAAUAUGUUGAUGAAUCAAUACUUCUUGAAUUGAAGCUUUUAUUAAUUGAAGCUAAACAGCAAUUACCACCAUUCUUGAUGGCUCUUAGAUCUGCCGAUGAUAAAUAUCUUCAAGCAGAAAGUGAAACUGGUUGUAUGCAUUGUGGUGGUCUUGGUCAUAUUAGUGAAAACUGUCCGAGAGUUGAAGCCGCUCAAAACAAACAAGCUUCAAGUAUCGCUAAAGGAAAAGAUUAUCUUGCUAAUUCCGCUGCUGAUUGGUGAUUUUUAUUGUAUAUAUUGGCUUAUUAUCCGAAAGUUCAUUGUAAAAUAUUCAACACGACAUUCGAAUUUUCAUUGUCUGUAUAAAAAUCUAACAAAUGUACAUAAAAUAUUUAUUUAGAACGCGAAUAAAUUGUACUUUAUCAAGAAA